AUGGGUGACAACUCCUGUAGCGGCUCAACGCCGUUCAAGAGCCUCGUCGACCACGGCGGCCAAGACCGUAGCCUCCACCAGGAUCGCUUUUCCACCACAUUUGCUAGUCAACAUGUCUUUAGGUCUAGUGGCUCAAUGUCCUCGCCUCAAGCACAGCAUGGCUUUGGCGCAUUUUUAACCACGAAUGCGCCAAGCUCUCACGCACAGCCAAUAUCUAGUCCUUCCAUAGCACCGCAUCUCGUAAAUCACUAUGACGGACGCCUUUCGAUGAACAACCCGGCUUCUACUUCCAAUACUGUAUCCUCUGUGGACGAAAGCGUGGCCCGCCGCCAAUACCACAUACCAAAUGCACCCCCAGAAGCGACAGGUUGGGCUCAGGACUUUGCAAGGUUCUCCCAAAACACUCCAGCCUCAAGCAGCUCGGCGCUCAUUCGUUCAACCACACAAAAUAGCUCACUUCGCUCAGCAGAUUUCGCGACAAACAUGAGGGCAUUUCCUUCAAGGCCGUCUUUCUUUAGGCCUGUCGGAGGUCCUGGGGCGCUCGCGGAAUAUGGGCCUACGAGCCAUGGCGCUGACGCUGUCCAGGCUGAUUUUGACCUCGAAAUGGACAGGUGGAUGGCUGCUCACGGGCACAGCCGAUUAGAAGAUGUUGACGCCAUCAUGGAGGAGCUCGCGCGGCAGAUGGAACAAGAAGAAAUAACGGCUACCCAAAACGACGACAGAACCCUUGGCAUCAGUCUUCGCGGUGAAGAACUCAUGCCAGCCACCGUGGAUGGUGAGAAAUCCGUAGAGCAGGAAGACCACUCGAUCCGGGCUUCCUCUGGCAUAUCCCAACCCAACCAGCCUCCCGAUGUGUCGCGACUGGGCCUCGAUGACAUGGCCGAUGCAACGUCAGCCGAUCUUGCUAGCCGGGGGCAAUCAGAAAUUUCCGAGGCCGCACGACAAAUUUUGGAAUCGGUUCAACACGAGCAAGGUGACAAGUGGAAAAAUUCGAGGUUCCUGCUACUGAUGAGGGACUUCCGAGAUGGUAAUAAGGACAUCAUCAACAACGAAAUACUAGAAACGCACGCCGACGACGGUCACUUGUUGGAAAAGGUCAAAGUGACCGAGGCAUGA
Colletotrichum gloeosporioides is the source of this 1116-nucleotide messenger RNA. RefSeq lists its product as uncharacterized. The coding region runs from base 1 to 1116 and encodes 371 amino acids. NCBI's taxonomy places the organism in Eukaryota, Fungi, Ascomycota, Sordariomycetes, Glomerellales, Glomerellaceae. The transcript is spliced from 2 exons. The record is from RefSeq and is a predicted model, not a curated record.